AUGGCAGUCGACGGCCAGGCCAUCUUCGUCCUCCCGGGCGACCAGAUCAACCCGGACCUCAUCCCAUCGCAUCCCAAGAAGGCGCUCAAGCUUGGUCCUGGGCUUCGGCACGUACCACCGAGCGACCUCAUUCCCACAGUCGCAGGACAGCUUGUCAGCGAUCCUAGGAAGAACUCAAUCUGGGUCGAGUACAAUGGAGGUCGGUAUGUCCCUUCAGUUGGCGAUCUCGUGAUUGGAACAGUGCAGAAGUCGGCCGCGGACUACUUCUACGUGUCGCUAUCCGACUACACGUCCAACGCAUCCUUACCACAACUGGCAUUCGAGAUGGCCACGAAGAAGACCAGGCCCCAGCUCAACCCAGGCGCGCUCGUGUAUGCACGUGUCACUAUGGCGAAUCGGCACAUGGACCCCGAGCUCGAGUGCGUCUCUUCGUCCACCGGCAAGGCCGACGGACUCGGUCCACUGAACGGAGGCAUGCUUUACACAAUCUCACAAGGCAUGGCUCGCCGGCUGCUUAUGCGCAAGUCCGUUGAGGAAGGCCGCGUCGUUGUUCUCGAGGAACUUGGCGCUGCGGGGCUGGCUUUCGAGACGGCCGUUGGCAGAAACGGCAAGAUCUGGGUCAACAGCGAGAACAUCAAGACAAUUCUGGCGGUCGGCCGUGCUGUGCAGGAUACCGACGAGCAGCACCUCUCUGUUGAGUCUCAGAAGAAGCUUGUCCGCAAACUGGUCAAGGAGCUCAGCUAG
Messenger RNA from Microdochium trichocladiopsis, 744 nucleotides. RefSeq lists its product as uncharacterized. Lineage: Eukaryota; Fungi; Ascomycota; Sordariomycetes; Xylariales; Microdochiaceae. The transcript has 2 exons. Gene Ontology annotation, cellular component: cytoplasmic exosome (RNase complex); nuclear exosome (RNase complex). The record is from RefSeq and is a predicted model, not a curated record. Gene Ontology annotation, biological process: exonucleolytic trimming to generate mature 3'-end of 5.8S rRNA from tricistronic rRNA transcript (SSU-rRNA, 5.8S rRNA, LSU-rRNA); TRAMP-dependent tRNA surveillance pathway; nuclear polyadenylation-dependent rRNA catabolic process. Gene Ontology annotation, molecular function: RNA binding. Bases 1 to 744 code for a protein of 247 amino acids.